This is a messenger RNA of Acanthoscelides obtectus, 1057 nucleotides long. NCBI's taxonomy places the organism in Eukaryota, Metazoa, Arthropoda, Insecta, Coleoptera, Chrysomelidae. The record is from the annotation of a GenBank genome assembly.
CAAUAAUAAACGUAAAUACAUAAUCCUAUUAGUAGAUGAUUUGUGCUUUCCUUAUGACAAAUAAUUCGUUUUUAUUCCAUCUAUAGAACUAUAUAUAUGGGAAACAAGUAUCACUGAACAGCUGUAGUUCAUCAUGUUGCACGCGUACGUUGUAUUCCUACUUGCUGCUAGCCACUGUGCUUAUGCAAUUAUGUCAACUGAUGUAAGUUUUCUUUUUUAUUUUUGAUCUAGUCCUAGAGCCUCAGUGAGUCAAGAUUCUAUUGCUAUAUUUUGCCGGAGUCCAAAUUGGCAAAUAUUCUCUUUGAUACAGUUUAUAGAAGCUCUUUCUGGUAUGCCUGGUCAAUAAUUUGUUGAAAAAUGCUUAUAUUAGUUAAAAACAGAAACAAAAGAUCAUUCUCCAGGAUUCAUGUCUAUUGUUUAUUAAACUUUACUUCACCAUUAUUUAGUAGAAUGCGAAAAUAUUUGAGCGAAACAAAACUUGCUUAAGAAAAUGUAUAUUUAAGAAGCUAUGUUCAAUGUGUUCUGUAAUUAUAGGACUACAGCGGGAAGUUAAAGGAUAUGAUGAAAAUGCUCCAUGACACCUGUAUAGUGAGGAGUAGUAUGGAUGAAUCAAAAGUUGCGGACAUGUCGGGCGGCAAAUUUCCAGAUGAUGCGACAAUGAAGAAAUAUAUCUCUUGUCUUUGGACUUCAACUGUAAUUACUGACAGUGGAUCCAUCGAUAUGGACAUGGUCAAUGAAAUGUGUCCACCCAAAAUAAAGGAAAAGGGACCUAAGAUUCUCCAAGAUUGUUUCGACAAAAAUGCAGGCGCACCAAAUUUGGAUGAUAAGCUAUAUUCUAUGACGAAAUGCAUGUACGAAACUAACUCAGAAGACUUCAUCAUAUUCUAGUCAACGCAAUGGGUACAAUGUGUAGCCUUAUGUUGAAUUAAUAUCCAGGUAACUGUAGUAACAUUUGAAUAAAAAAAUAUACAUUUGACAUACUGUUUCUGUUUUACUUGCCCGAAAGGUCACAUAAUGCGUAGUGACCAACUACUGGCAGAGUUAAAUUGAAGCUGAC